Cyprinodon variegatus (sheepshead minnow) is the source of this 741-nucleotide messenger RNA. Its product is annotated as protein phosphatase 1 regulatory subunit 1B-like. Gene Ontology annotation, biological process: intracellular signal transduction. Gene Ontology annotation, cellular component: cytoplasm. NCBI's taxonomy places the organism in Eukaryota, Metazoa, Chordata, Actinopteri, Cyprinodontiformes, Cyprinodontidae. Gene Ontology annotation, molecular function: protein phosphatase inhibitor activity. The transcript has 5 exons. The coding region runs from base 157 to 741 and encodes 194 amino acids. The record is from RefSeq and is a predicted model, not a curated record.
ACGCAUGAGAGAGUGAGAGGAAGCUGUAAAACCUCCGAAGAGACAAACAGAGACUCAGUUAGAUGUUUCCAUUUAUUCACACCUGCUUCAAACUGACUAUCGGAUAAUUAACAUCUAACUGAACCGACAUUGCCGCGAUCACCUGGAUCAAACCGGAUGUCAUUGCUUAGGGCUGCGGGAAGAGACAGCCUAAAAGUGAUGGAGCCUCUGCUACCAACAGAGCCAGAGAUGAUGGAGAGAGCGCAGGACAGGGGCGCGCGGAAGAAGAUUCACUUUUCAGUGCCCUCCUCUUUGCCUCUGCAACUGGAUCCGCUGCAGGUGGAGAUGAUUCGACGCCGGAGGCCAACACCUGCCACUCUCUUCAAACUGUCAGACCCCCCAUCACCAGAGGAAGACAGCAGCUCACAUCAGUGGGUUCUGGGUGAAAAUGGAGCCAUGAAAGCCAAACUGGUUCAAAUGGCAACCUACCAGCCACCCUCACUCAAAGCUGUCCAGAUGAUGGCAGAGGCACACCUGAAAUCUCUCCAUAGGGAAGAGCCCUCUUCUGAAGACGAGCAACACAGGGAUGAUGAGAAGCAGCAGAUACCUUCAGUCAUAAAUUCAGGAGAGGAAAGCAAACCACUCUCAGAUCAUUGUGACCUGCUGGGAUGUUUAGCCACAAGAGCUGAUCUCUCCAAAGAUGCCACCAAAGAACUGGAGGAGGAAAAAAGCGAGAACGACAAAGAAAGACAGAACUGUUGA